This is a messenger RNA of Neocloeon triangulifer, 2887 nucleotides long. RefSeq lists its product as uncharacterized. The transcript is spliced from 4 exons. The record is from RefSeq and is a predicted model, not a curated record. Gene Ontology annotation, molecular function: DNA-binding transcription factor activity, RNA polymerase II-specific; RNA polymerase II transcription regulatory region sequence-specific DNA binding. NCBI's taxonomy places the organism in Eukaryota, Metazoa, Arthropoda, Insecta, Ephemeroptera, Baetidae. Bases 202 to 2748 code for a protein of 848 amino acids. Gene Ontology annotation, cellular component: nucleus. Gene Ontology annotation, biological process: regulation of transcription by RNA polymerase II.
AAAAACUGCAGAGCAACAUCCAUUAUGGCUUUCUCCGGCAUCAUGGCUGCGCACCGUUUCUGUUUUUAACGGACAAAGAACAAUCCUUUAGUCGGAUUCGACGAUCUGCACGAAAUCUUCAAGCCACUGGAAACUUGGGAACUUGGGUCUGCUGAGGAACAGCGUAUCAAUCCUCUCUUGCUGGCUGCGGAAGCUGCAAAUAUGGCUAGUGCAGAACCUGCAUUAAAUCAGGAACUUGCUUGUGACAAGCCGCGCUGCUUGGAUCCUAAAAAUAUCAGCAACGAUGUUCCUAAGACUACUGAAAGUCAGAAACCAAAAAGAAGACGCAACAAAUUGUUUGUUCGUUUACCAAAAAAGAAGCCUAAGAAAGUGCAUUUACUAAAAAUCCCACUCAAUAACAAUGAGGAUGAAAAUGAAAACUUGUCAGCAGACGAAAAUAGCACCCCUCAACCUCAACAAGAUCCUAAGCUAGAAAUUCGGCCGUGCAAAGUUUUGCUUGAUAAAUCUGAGGUUCUUAAUUUUCUCAGAAAAAGAGGCUUAAAUUUGAAGGAUCUGCUGAAUGAAUCUUGCCUAACCAGGGUAGAUAAAGUCACCAAUGCGCAAGUUGACGAUCCAGUGACGCAGAAUAAACUCACAGAUUCUGAAAAACCUAAAAGUCCUCAAGCACAUCAAACGUCGAUGACACUUAGUCCUCCAAAGACUGCGUCUGCACCUGCUGCCUCACCUGCACCAGUAAGUCAACCAGUAAGUCAAGAUAGUUCUUCAAGUUCAAAGUGCAGUGAGGUGUCAGCAAGAAGAGAUUCAGCUGAAGUGAGUACCAGAUUCCUUCUAAAAAGAGGGCAUUCUGCCUCAAAAGGAAAAGAGAAAGGCUACAAACUGAUUCAACUUCCUCCACGGGAUGGUUCAGUGGGCAGUCCUGCAUGCAGUAGUGACACAUUAUCAGCACUUGCUGACGACAGCAGUUCUCAGGAAGGCUCAACGUCUUCAACUUUGUCAACAGAUGAAGGCAUUAGGGGUGGAACAAGUUCUACUGGAGAUAAUGCCUCCAGCACGUCUGAUAGUCUCCCAAUCAAAAGGGUAAAGCUGGUCACAACGAGUAAAGACAAAAAGCUUUUCUACUGCAUGCCCUGCUCUGAAAAUUAUAAAGAUUUGGCCACUCUCAAGCUUCACAUCUUGAAGUACCACCGGGAGUGUACAGAUGUGACGUCUGUGUUGCAUCCGCAAAAAAAGGGCACCGACAUGGUCAAAUAUGCAUCUGGCGUGGUGCUGUUCGUUGCAUGUCCUUUUUGUAAGGAAUUCUUUAUAGACGUAACUGCUGUUUGUGAUCACUUUGUGAAGGCUCACAAAAAUGAAUCUUUUCAAGAAAUCAUUUGCAGUAGGGUGCCCAUCAAGGUAAUGAAAGUGGAGCCUCUGUUGAAGAUGCGACAAAAAUUUUUCUGCGGCUUGUGCAAACUGACUUUUGAUGAAUUUGAUCUACUGAAGAGACACCUUCGCGUUUUUCAUGCCAUUUUCGAAUGCCAGAUCUGUUUUUGCUUUUCCUUCAUUUCUAAAGACGUCAAGAACCAAUGUGACGCUUGCGCUUACAGAAAAACCGUUCAAAGAAAGCCAAUUAAAGAUCUCAACACUUGCUUGUUAGGGGAGUCAAGGGUGAUGAAGGCGCAAGUGACCAACAAUGUUCAAAACAUUGUCCGCUUUCGAUCGGUAACUUUGCCGUCUGAUUACACUGCUGAUGAUAACGAAGAUAUGUGGAGCUCUGAUUCGGUGAUUGAGGACCUUGAGAGCAAAAAACACAAUCAGGGUACUUGUAUUAUAACUCGGGUAAUGCACAAAACUUCAAACGAAAAAAGACCUUCCUAUUCACUUCAUUUAAAGACGAUCGUCAAAAAAUUUCCUCUUAUACCCACCGCAAGCGCGCAGGUUGCAGCCAAGCAACCUCCUGCCACUGUGGAGGAGGAGAAUGAUGAUGAUGAAUAUGGCGUGGACGCUCUGGAAAAUUUGCUGCAGAACAUGAAGUCAUCAAAGGCGGUGCCUCAACCUGAGAAAUCCACAGAAUUCACCUUCAAACCCAUCAAGUUGCCAAAUUUAUCGAUUCUUAAGACUCAAGCAUCUUCAAAGCCAGUCACGCAACCUGGCGUUUCUAAAGUUAGAGCCCCAAUCCAGAAAAAGAAAGUUGGCAAGAGCCGGGAACUCGAAAGCAAUGAAUGUUAUGUAGAAGAGCUGACAUUGGAAGAGAUGCAAAUUGCAGGAGACGUUCGUCUCAAUCUGAGUCUUUUGCGCAAAACAAUAAGGCCGUGUCCGCUCAUGCCAUGUCUCUACUGCGACCGUCUGGCGCUUGACCAGUCUGACCUGAUGGACCACCUGAUUGUCAAGCACAACCACUGUCCAGUCUGUAGAACGGUCUUCGAGAGCAAGGAGCACUUCAGCAACCACGAGGACAUCAAAUUUUACAAGUGCAGCAGUUUCUUGUGUGGCCAGACUUUUCACACAGCAGAGCAGCUCGCCAGACACGAGGAAUUUGUGCAUGACCAUGAAUUUGAAUAUGUUGGUGAGGAAAGCCGGGCAUACCAGUUUGAAGCCUGUGAGGAGGAAGACGUCAUUCAUUGCUUUUACUGCGCCGAGUACUUUGAAACCAAAAGUGUUAUGAAUGAGCAUUUGAUUUACGAGCACAACAUUUCUCUGUGCGUCGAGUGCAGCAACUACAAUUUAAAUGGCUCCAAAUGCAAAUAUUGUGAUUUGGCGAAAGCUUAAAAAAGUGAUUUUAUAUAAGAUAAUAAUGUUUAUUUAUUCAUGUAUGUUGUCAAAAUGGACGGAAUUGUUAGCUGUAUCUAUUCGGAUCGAUUCUUAUAAAAUAUACAGCAAUUAAGAUAGCUUAGUUUUCUUCUUAAAA